Hemibagrus wyckioides is the source of this 2483-nucleotide messenger RNA. RefSeq names its product macrophage mannose receptor 1-like. Bases 214 to 1740 code for a protein of 508 amino acids. The transcript is spliced from 8 exons. The record is from RefSeq and is a predicted model, not a curated record. Lineage: Eukaryota; Metazoa; Chordata; Actinopteri; Siluriformes; Bagridae.
AGAUGGGUGGAGAGACGUGGACAGAAAUAAAAAGAGAGGACAGUGAAAUACAGCCGCAAACGACAUAAAGAAGUAAACAGGAGUGCCUUAAGACAUAGCAAAAUAAAACAUUCCGAUAAGCUGAUCCUGAUUAGGAAGAAUCUGACCUGGAGAGAAGCUCUGAGAUACUGCAGGAACCAUCAUCAUGACCUGGUCUCAGUGCGCACUGAGGAGAUGCAGCUCUGGGUGAAGGAAGUGGCUCAAGAUGCCUCCACUGAACACGUGUGGCUCGGCCUGCGUCACACCUGCGCUCUGGGCUUCUGGUACUGGGUGAAUGGAGAGAUGAUCUGCUACCAGGACUGGGCUCCAGGCAACGGGACAGGGUUUGAAGACUGUAGCCAUGAGGAGAGAACCGGAGCAGUGCAGUCUGGAGGAGAGCAGAAGUGGAUCAGCCUUCCUCAGAGCAAAAAACUCAACUUCAUCUGCUCUACCUAUGAAGUUCAGGAGCAGAAGGUGAGAAGAAGAAGAGCAGAAAGACGAGUGAACAAACUCACAACACACAACCUGGGAGCUUUUAUACUAUUCACUGCAGCAGUAAAGUCCAGGAGAAACAUUCCAGACAUGAGUCAUAAGUGGGGUUUUGUUAUCCUGUUCAUCUCAGUGGUAUGUGGUAUAGGAGCAUAUAUUCCUCAUCGCUAUCACUUUGUGAAUGAGAAUAAAACUCGGAGUGAAGCUCAGACUUACUGCAGAGUGAAAUACACUGAUCUGGCAACCAUCAACAACAUGGGAGAGAUGAAGAAGCUGAAUCACACGCUGAUGAAGGAAAAUGCAAAGAAAGCUUGGAUUGGUCUACAGAGAGAGGGACCUGGGAAAUGGCAGUGGUCUCUGGCAGACCAAACUUUCUACAGAGAUGGAGACACUUACAGAAACUGGGAUAGUGGAGAACCAAACAACAAUAAUAGAAAAGAGUACUGUGUUGAGAUGCGAUGCAACAAAGGCAUGUGGAAUGAUAACAACUGUGAGACUUCAAAUCCUUUCGUAUGUUAUGAAGCAAAGAACACAAAGACUGAAUAUGUAGUGAUUAAAGAGACAAAGAGGUGGUAUGAUGCUCAGAUCUACUGCAGAGAGAAAUACACUGACCUGGUCAGUGUGAGGAACCAAACUGAGAAUGAGGAGAUCUGGAGAAUGAUUAAUAGUUCAGUGCAUCAGAAUGUUUGGAUCGGUCUGUUUAAUGACUCCUGGAAGUGGUCAGAUCAGAGUAACUCCUUAUUCAGAUACUGGAGCUCUGACAAAACCAGUGGAGGUUUGAACUGUUCUGCAGUGUCUGAGUCUGAGCAACGUUACUGGAGUGAUGUGAACUGCACAGAAAAACUCCCGUUCAUCUGCCAUGAGAAUAAGCUGAUCCUGAUUAAUGAGACUCUGACCUGGAAAGAAGCUCUGAGAUACUGCAGGAACCAUCAUCAUGACCUGGUCUCAGUGCGCACUGAGGAGAUGCAGCUCUGGGUGAAGGAAGUGGCUCAAAACACCUCCAAUGAACACGUGUGGCUCGGCCUGCGUCACACCUGCGCUCUGGGCUUCUGGUACUGGGUGAAUGGAGAGAUGAUCUGCUACCAGGACUGGGCUCCGGGCAACGGGACAGGGUUUGAAGACUGCAGCCAUGAGGAGAGAACCGGAGCAGUGCAGUCUGGAGGAGAGCAGAAGUGGAUCAGCCUUCCUCAGAGCAAAAAACUCAACUUCAUCUGCUCUACCUAUGAAGGUUGAAGACAAGUUAUGCUCCAUUAUUUGUAUGCACCAACAGCUGAGCUACACCAACAUCUGAGUUUUAUUUCUUAUCAGCUUUUUCAGUCUAGCUGUCACAGACACGCCGGACCCGACACCUCACCAGUGCACUCAUUCUCCGGAGUACUAAUUUAGAUGACCUGCACCUCAUUAGUUAAUCACCUCCACUCCCCUAUUUAAGAACACUUCCUUCACUUUAUCCCCGUCUGGUCUCGUUUGUGACACCGACUUGCGGCAACGUAUCCUUACGUUAGCUUUAGCCUCUGCGCUAUUCAGGCUGAGCCUAUUCGCCCUAACUGCCUUUUUUCCCCUUCUCCUCGUAUUCAGCUCUAUUGCUGCUCUUCCCGUUACCAUUUACCAUGUCUUCUUCUCCCCUCAGCUCCGAUUUCCAGAUCACCACUCCUACAGCUGAGUAUCCUCCUCUCUCUUCUCUCUACCUGCAUUCAGCCUCAGUAAACACACCCCAUCCCGGGUUUUGAUGCUCCAUUGUCUGUUCGCUUCUGGUGUUUUUAUGACACUAGUCUAUCCAGAUGUUUUUGUUUUGUUUUUUUCUCAGAUGUUUGAUCCUAUAUCUAAGACAUGUCAUUAUUUUUUUCUCUUCAAUUUUAUGUAUGUUUAUAGUUACAUUAUUGUUAUACUCACUCUUAUAAUUAUUUCUUCAUUUAGGUCAUGUUUUUUUAUGAAAUCCUUAAAUUUAUUUCUUUCAUACCAUGUGUCUGCUUUAC